Schistocerca cancellata (South American locust) is the source of this 606-nucleotide messenger RNA. Its product is annotated as testis-expressed protein 47-like. Gene Ontology annotation, molecular function: FAD binding; blue light photoreceptor activity. The coding region runs from base 13 to 606 and encodes 197 amino acids. The record is from RefSeq and is a predicted model, not a curated record. The transcript has 6 exons. NCBI's taxonomy places the organism in Eukaryota, Metazoa, Arthropoda, Insecta, Orthoptera, Acrididae.
UUUGUUGUCAAUAUGGAAGAGAGGAGAUCACUGUACGAUGUGAUUAAAGAGAAUUUAGCGGCAGCUGGAAGAAGAACCUUUCUGCAUCGCAUGAUUUAUAUCGGGCGCCAUAAUUUUGAAGACCAGCAAGCCAUUACACAAUUAUUUGAGGCAACAAUAAAAACAAUUAAUGGUGGAUACUGUGAUGAGCCUCUUACUGGAUUGUUUUUGUGGUAUAAUGACUACUUCAUCCAUGUUCUUGAGGGAUCAGAAGAAACACUCAACAGACAUCUGAAGCUUUUGCUGAAACAGAUAGAGGCCAGUGUAAUUGCAGUCAGUGCUAUGAAGAUUCUUCUCAUGUAUCAUCAUAUUAAACAGCGAUUCUUUCAACAAUGGAUUGCAAGACCAGUGAAUGCUCAUUUUUUACCUGAGUGUAUUUCACCGGAUUGUGAUAGGUACAAAACAGCUCAAUUACUACAGACAUGCGUUGGGAAACUUGAUCAGCUUGCCGAAUUACUCCAAAAGCAGACUAUGGUGAGUGGAGAUGAGCCUGGAACAAGAUACAGGAUUCCAAAAGGGGUUAUGAUAGUCAAACAUAAUUCUGUUUUCCUUUUUAAAAGAUUGUGA